GUGAAGGAGGAGGAGGAGAGAGAAGGGAGCCUGGCGGAGGAGGCGGAGCCGGCUCUUUAGCCCGGCCGGCCUGGACUCCGCCGCCUGCCUCAGCAGCAGCCACAGCAUCGAGAGCAAGCAAGAGAAGUCCCGAAAAUGGAUCUCGGAAGUUAAAUGAGAGUUGAUGAAAUACAUCAAUGAAGAAGUUUCUGCUUUACAUGUUUUAGGGAUAGAACUCCAAAAGACUUGAAACGGUCAGACUUGCCUGUGCUUUCAUAAUGAAGAAGAUUAGUCUCAAGACUAUUCGUAAGUCUUUUAAUUUAAAUAAGAGCAAAGAUGAAAGUGACUUUGUUGUAGUCACACAGCCGUCACUGAAUGAUUUUGGAAAAGAUGACUCCUUGUUUGGGAGCUGCUAUGGUAAAGAUUUGGCUGGCUGUGACAUCAAUAGUGAAGAUGAGAAAAGUGGGAAGAACAGAUCAAAAAGUGAAAGCUUAAUGGGUACGUUAAAAAGAAGACUUUCAGCAAAACAAAAGCAGAAAGGUGGCAAAGGUAGUACACCUUCUGUAAGUUCUGCUGAUGAUGAUACCUUUUCGUCAUCUUCUGCUCCAAUAACCUUCAAAGAUGUGAGAACUCAAAGACCUCUUAGAUCCACAUCCCUCCGAAAUCAUCAUUAUAGCCCAACUCCAUGGCCUCUUCGUCCAACAAACUCGGAAGAAACAUGUAUAAAAAUGGAAGUGAAAGUGAAAGCCUUGGUCCACUCAUCAAAUCCAAGUCCUGCACUGAAUGGUGUUCGCAAAGAUUUCCAUGACUUGCAGUCAGACAGCAUGUUCCAGGAACAAAACAAUGCAUUAAAAAGUACAGAAUCUCAGAAUGGAGAUUUACAUCUCCAUAUUGAUGAACAUGUGCCUGUAGUUAUUGGACUUAUGCCUCAGGACUACAUUCAGUAUACUGUGCCUUUAGAUGAGGGAAUGUAUCCUUUGGAAGGAUCACGUAGUUACUGUUUGGAUAGUUCCUCACCCAUGGAAGUUUCGACUUCUUCUCAGAUGGGUGGUGGUGCAUUUCAUGAAGAGGAAGCUCCAGUGAGUCAAGAUGUAGUAGUUGCUCCAGAUAUCUUUGCGGAACAAAGUGGUUUAUUAAUUGGUACCACAGGAGUCAUGUUGCAAAGCCCAAGAGUUAAUCAGAGUGAUGUUCCUCCACUCUCUCCAUUGCUACCUCCACUACAGAAUAAUCAAAUCCAAAGGAACUUCAAUGGCUUGAAUGGCACAGAUGUCCAUGUGGCGGAAAGUAUGCGUUGCCAUUUGAAUUUUGAUCCCAACUCUGCACCUGGGGUGGGAAGGGUCUAUGAUUCUGUACAAAACAGUGGCCCCAUGGUUGUGACAAGUCUCACAGAAGAACUGAAAAAACUUGCAAAACAAGGAUGGUACUGGGGUCCAAUUACAAGAUGGGAAGCAGAGGGAAAACUGGCCAAUGUUCCCGAUGGUUCAUUUCUUGUACGAGACAGCUCUGAUGACCGCUAUCUUUUAAGCCUAAGUUUCCGUUCCCAUGGUAAAACUCUUCAUACUAGAAUUGAACAUUCAAAUGGUAGAUUUAGCUUUUAUGAACAACCAGAUGUGGAGGGACAUACUUCUAUAGUUGAUUUAAUUGAACACUCUAUCAGGGACUCUGAAAAUGGAGCAUUUUGCUAUUCAAGAUCUCGAUUGCCUGGAUCUACAACGUAUCCAGUCAGACUGACCAAUCCAGUAUCUCGUUUUAUGCAGGUGCGCUCUUUGCAGUAUCUGUGUCGCUUUGUUAUACGCCAAUAUACCAGAAUAGAUUUGAUUCAGAAACUGCCUUUGCCAAACAAAAUGAAGGAUUAUUUACAAGAAAAGCACUACUGAAGGCUUAUGGGAACCUUGCAACUUGCACUUUGGGAACAACAACAACGGAAAAAAAUUAAAGGAGAGAGAUUGAAAUACCGUUUACAAACUUUAAUUGCUAUUAGUCCUUUGCUGCCAUAAUUUCAUUUUUGUGCAUCAAGAAGAGUAAUGCAUUUUUAUUUGUUUAAUAGGUAGUCUGGGUUUUUCUUUUAAAAAUAAUGAUCUCAAGGUUUUUUAGAAGCAUCAAAUAGCUAUCUUUCAUUCAAUGUGCAAAGUAAUCACAAUGUGAAUGAUAUAAGAGUUUUCCUAAAACUCCCUGUCUCCUUUGCUGCUAAUCCACUGUGAUUUUUAUGCAUUUGAAACACAUUUCAUGUGUUUUUAACCAUAAGUAAAAGUUGAAACUUGA
Messenger RNA from Sceloporus undulatus (fence lizard), 2241 nucleotides. RefSeq names its product suppressor of cytokine signaling 6 (gene SOCS6). Gene Ontology annotation, biological process: protein ubiquitination; intracellular signal transduction; phosphatidylinositol phosphate biosynthetic process. The transcript has 2 exons. Bases 258 to 1856 code for a protein of 532 amino acids. Gene Ontology annotation, cellular component: phosphatidylinositol 3-kinase complex. Gene Ontology annotation, molecular function: 1-phosphatidylinositol-3-kinase regulator activity. NCBI's taxonomy places the organism in Eukaryota, Metazoa, Chordata, Lepidosauria, Squamata, Phrynosomatidae. The record is from RefSeq and is a predicted model, not a curated record.